This is a messenger RNA of Chaetomium strumarium, 1230 nucleotides long. RefSeq lists its product as uncharacterized. The transcript is spliced from 2 exons. The record is from RefSeq and is a predicted model, not a curated record. The coding region runs from base 416 to 1093 and encodes 225 amino acids. Lineage: Eukaryota; Fungi; Ascomycota; Sordariomycetes; Sordariales; Chaetomiaceae.
CGCCCCUUCUGAUCGAGCACUUCGACGUGCAGUCUGUCCAAUGCUGAUGUUACAUGCAGUAAGACCGAUUGAGCCCGCACAGGAUUCCGGUUCAACGGAGUAACCUUCCGCCCAUGCCGGGCCGACUGGCCUCUCGUCCUGGAUAACGUUGUCAGAAGGCUCCGGUGUUCCUGAUGAUUAGGCGGAACAGAGUGCAGUCUAAUCCUUCAUCGGACACCCGAUCAUGGCAUUUCGAUUUUGGGCCAAGGUCACUGGCUACCGUGUCCACCCGGAUUCCCGGUUAUCUCGUCCCCGACACCGCCUUGUUGUCCUUCUCUCCCGCGCAUCUAGCGCUGCCGAGUUUUCCGUUCGGAGUGGGAUGAUCCAGGAAGGGUGACGUCGAUAUGGUCGCUCUUUUGAGCGUGAAGAGGCAUCAAUGCGGCACAGGUACACUGCAUGCGGAAGUCAACAACGCAUUGGGCUCAAUUGGUGCAGGCGGUAUCGACCUCGAGGUUCGAAAAGACGAUGGUCGCUCUGCGCUCUGGGUUGCUCAUCCCGGAGGAGACGACUAAACACGCUGAUCAAGCAGGACCACCAUUAUUACGGACGAACUGCGGGGGUGGGUCGGCGGGGGAGGGGCUGCCUGAUGCGGCGGGAAAGUCGUCGAGGCCGAGGAGCACAAUUGCCGUUGACGUCUUCUGGCAGAACAGACGAGCAAAAUGCGAAGGCAUCCCAACAGGCUGACAGGUCAGCGACCCGACUUCCUGGAUCAGCCACUCAAAUAUGUUAUCCUGACCGCAAGUGCGGGAUUAUUAUGGGGCUCCUGCGACACAGCCAUGGCCUCACGAUGUGGUCGGCCGCUCGACCCUGUGGCUGUUCCGUUUGGCGGCGACAGCCAGGCACUUUACUAAGGAGAUUGAGCCAGUGGCAGCUCUGCGGUGAUAUGAUAUUUGCUGCGUUGCGCACAGGGGCAACAUUAUCGAAGCGCAGUGUCGCUCAAUUCCACUGUCGCCCAGGGACUCUUCGAGUCCCCAUCCGGGUGGUGCUUCGCCUGAUCGCCAGGACUCCUGAAGCGGGUUCCUACCGGCGAGCUCGCGGGGUCUUGCAGGUAUGAAGCGGGAGUGCCCGCCUCGGCAUGGCGACAGAGCUCGGCUGGCCGCACGUCUCAGUUGUCACGGCGACGGCGACAUUGAAUGCACCGACGGCACGGGAUUGGGUAAAAAGGGAGGACGAAAGCGGCUUGGUCCGUGC